AUGGAUGCAGCGGCGCUCCUCUGCAACAUCUGCCCCAAACGCCCAAGGUUCAGCGAUGUAUCUCAUUUACUGACUCAUAUUUCGUCAAAGGCCCACCUAUCUCAUUACUUCAAACUUCAAGUCCGCAGUCACCAGGAAUCGCAGGCCGUGACCUUACUCGAGGAAUAUGAUCGAUGGUACAAAUCCAACAAUCUGGCGAAGCUAUUGUCCGACCGGAUGUCAUCCAAGGAUAUCCAGAAAAAGAAACCUCAGGGAAAGACGACAACCCGUAAGCAGACCUAUGCCACGAGACGGGACAGCGGUUGCAAAGUCAGUUCCUCAAGUGUUAGUCCUUCGGUUCGCAAUGCCCUUCCGGAUUAUCUAGACCCGCGACUGGCCGAUCCCUGCCUGAAGGUAGAGCCAGAUGUUGGCGAUGGGUCUACCCCGGGGUCCAUGGGCUAUAUUCCUUCGGUGGCGUCCUCAUAUGCUGAUAAUUCAGCUUACGGCGAAGAUUUGUAUCCUUCGCUGGAUACCGAUACGCCCAGGGGGUCGCUGCAUUCGAUAUUCGGUCAAUGGAAACAAGAACACGGGCUAGACACUGAAGAAGGAACGUCUUCCUCCUUCCAGAGCACGCCCAAUUGGACUCGAACUUUAGAGCUCAUGGCGAACACGGUCACGCAGGCUUUAGACAAGUAUCCGAACUCCGAUCCGUUCAUCGAUGACAAUGAGAUUGAGGCAGACAAGGAGAGGGCAGAGGAAAUUGCUAGGUUGAAAGGAGUCCUGUGGCCGGGAAUGGACAUUUUUGAUUCAGCAACGGAGCAAAUGAGACGCAAACGUAACCAGAAGAAAGAUGAGAGCAUCCUGAGAAUGAUGGAGAAAACCUCUAUGUGUGUCGAGCCCACGGAGCUGAUCUUCUCUCCCACUGGGGCAUUGCGGAAGCAACGCGUCAUCUCAGGCAAUGUCGAAGACAGCAGCCCUCUGAAAGGAGAGACCCCGAUCCCAAGACGACGGGCAAAUCGUCCCAAACGGAUCCUCUCCCAAGCCGACCCUAACGUUUAUCGGGUACAGGACCGAAAACGCAGUAAACGACCAACCAAACCCGUACUGGGAAGUCUAGGGGACUUGGAUCCGCGCGGCUUGUAUUGCCCGCACAGUCCUCUUCAACUGCAAGCUCGGUUCGGUAACAGUCGCUCGCAUGAAGAUGACAAUGAAGAUUUUGUUCUAUCUUUCAAUCAGCAAAAGCCUAGAUUUCGCAACGAAUUCAAUGUUUUCCGUGAUCGACCUAGCCAAUGCAGACCAGGAUCGAUUGACCAUCCUUACGGGGAUGGACUGCUCUCUUCGGAAUCACCCUUGCUCAAGUCAAACUCUAUGGUUAACGGGCCUUUUUAUCAAAUGCACAAUGGACCAUAUACUUCGAGCUCAGUCGGAGGCUCGGCUCCUUUUGGGUUGGGGAAGGAGAAUAUCGAGCCGCUCCUCAAUGUUCACGGCCGGAUUGACCCUCUUGUGGGCUGGGCAUCGCCUGGCAUGAAACGACCGGUGGAGAGUGGUACAGGAUAUCCACCACAAUACUUCUUCGGUGACGCACCGUGUAUCGGGAUCGGUCCUUUCGAGAAUCAGGACAGCAAUUCGGGGCUUUCAUACAAUCCCCUGGCUGCCUCGUUCUCAAGGCUUCCCCUUGAGGAAACCAUGUACACCACUGAGGCUGAUCAAAGCUUUAUCUCCCAAUCUGUAACACAGUCAACUUCUCCCGAAGCAACAGUAUCCGAUGUCGACGAAGAUGAUUUUGAGCGUUUAUAUUUGGAUGGAAGCUCUUGUUAG
Aspergillus steynii IBT 23096 is the source of this 1797-nucleotide messenger RNA. RefSeq lists its product as uncharacterized. Lineage: Eukaryota; Fungi; Ascomycota; Eurotiomycetes; Eurotiales; Aspergillaceae. Bases 1 to 1797 code for a protein of 598 amino acids. The record is from RefSeq and is a predicted model, not a curated record. The transcript has a single exon.